GCUCAUUCAUAGAGCCAGCCGCCGGCGGGACCACGGCCCGCGCCCACCCGGCUCCGCGCUCGGCCCCGCGCCGCGGGCACGCCCGCCCGAAGCCACCGCGCCUCCCGGAGCCGCCGGGCGCCCCGACCGGCUCCCUCGCCUGCCCCCUCUGGCUCUUCUGACUUUUCGCUUGACUUUGGGUUGAGGGGGAAUGAGCCGGAGGCCGGCGAUCCUCUCCGGGCUGUGAACUUGCCCCGCGCCGGGUGCGUGCGAGCCGGUGCGCAGCCCCAGGGCCGCUCCGUGGGUGGGGGAGCCCGCGGGCACCCCGGGGUGCGCGGGGGGCGGGGAUCGGGGACCCCCCCCCCCCGGAGGCGCCGCGAGGAGGAUCGUCCGGCCGCCGCCCGGGCCCCGCGGCCGACUCAGCGCACCCGGGCCGCGGUGUAGACGGGGCCGAGCGCGUGUGUCUGACCGCGGCGCGGCUCCCACCCAACCGCAGCAGCACCCACCGGCCGCAAACUCAACCCACAGCCCCCAGGCAGGGCCCUCCGGCCUGGGGACCUGGACCCCCAGUGUCAGCCAGCUGGGACUUGCUCAUUUCACUUUAGAAAAAAAAAAAAAGAAAGAAAGAAAGAAAGAAAGAAAAGAAAAUUAGUAUUACUAUUAUUAUAUGUAUAUAUAUAUAUAUAUAUUCCUGUGCAAGAGAUCUUGGGGAAGGUAAAAAAAACAACAAAAACAAAACAACAACAACAAAAAAAGUCGAAUUUUUUCCAACCUGAGCAACUUGGCCAGAAAUGUCUUUGCGAGAACAGAAGCCGCGCGUCUAAGCCCAGCCCUUCUGCAACGACUGAAGCUGAUUUUCAAGGCUACUUAAAAAAAAAAAAAAAAAAAAAAAAGAUUCUACAGCAACAUUAAUGGAUUUCUGUUGUGUUUAAAUUCUCUACAGAUCGCACUGUAAAUAUUUGAUGAAGUAGAGCAUAUGUAUAUAUUUAUCUCUCUGGGCACAUACAUUAAGCGAAGCGACCUUUGGGGAAGUGGCCGCCCUGCGUGUUUGAGAGGUUUUGUUUUGACUUGUUUGCUUUUUGCACCAGCGGAGGGACACGGGACCUGGGAAGCACGCGUGCAUUUGGCCGGGCCUGGGGGGCUUUAGACGAACCCCCCCCCCAAGCCCCGGGUAGGGGAGGGAGGAGGGAGCGAGGGGAGCCGAGCAGCGGGCACCGGAUUGGAACCUCCAAAUGCCGCCUGGCUCCCCGCAUUAAUAUUGUAGGACGCCUACGGGAACCUUGCCUCCGGGAAACUUGUGCACCAGCCCCAGAGUGGACCGCAACUCUCACAAAGCCGAGAAGAAGAGAGCGUGUGACUUGGGAUUCUCUUCGCUCCACUUAAAAAAAAAUUUUUUUUAACUUUUUGUUUGUUUGUUUUGUUUUGUUUUGUUUUAAGCGCUAAGUGCUCCGUAGCUGGGAGGAGCACCCCUUCUCGUUGGGCUAGAACUUGCCAUCCCGGCUCCCCACCCACCCACGCACCCACCACUCACCCACCCAACCCCUGGCUCCCCUUUGCACUUGUAUGUGGGUGUCCCCGGAGCGCCCCGGUCGCCGGCUGCGCGGAGCUGUUUGCAAGGUCGUCUUCACUCAUCCGGCCUGUUGUGAUGCGUAUCCCCGUAGAUGCCAGCACCAGCCGCCGCUUCACGCCGCCGUCCACCGCGCUCAGCCCGGGCAAGAUGAGCGAGGCGCUACCGCUGGGCGCCCCGGACGCGGGCGCCGCCCUGGCCGGGAAGCUGAGGACCGGGGACCGCAGCAUGGUGGAGGUCCUGGCCGACCACCCUGGGGAGCUGGUCCGCACCGACAGCCCCAACUUCCUCUGCUCGGUGCUGCCUACCCACUGGCGCUGCAACAAGACCCUGCCCAUCGCUUUCAAGGUGGUGGCACUAGGGGACGUUCCAGAUGGCACUCUGGUCACGGUGAUGGCGGGCAAUGACGAGAACUACUCGGCGGAGCUGAGAAACGCCACUGCAGCCAUGAAGAACCAAGUGGCCAGGUUCAAUGACCUCAGGUUUGUCGGCCGGAGUGGAAGAGGGAAGAGCUUCACACUAACCAUCACCGUCUUCACCAACCCUCCUCAAGUUGCCACCUACCACAGAGCCAUCAAGAUCACUGUGGACGGACCCCGGGAACCUCGAAAGGCAAGACAGAUCCAGCCGUCCCCGCCAUGGUCCUAUGAUCAGUCGUACCAGUACCUGGGCUCCAUCGCCUCGCCCUCCGUCCACCCAGCCACACCCAUCUCGCCAGGCAGGGCCAGUGGGAUGAGCACACUCUCGGCUGCCGAGCUCUCCAGCCGGCUCUCAACGGCGCCCGACCUGACGGCCUUCGGCGACCCGCGCCAGUUCCCCGCGCUGCCGUCCAUCUCGGACCCCCGCAUGCACUACCCGGGCGCCUUCCCCUACUCGCCCACGCCGGUCACGUCGGGCAUCGGGCUGGGCAUGUCGGCCAUGGGCUCGGCGUCGCGCUACCACACCUACCUGCCGCCGCCCUACCCCGGCUCGGCGCAGGCGCAGGGCGGCCCGUUCCAGGCCAGCUCGCCGUCCUACCACCUGUACUACGGCGCGUCGGCCGGCUCCUACCAGUUCUCCAUGGUGGGCGGCGAGCGCUCGCCCCCGCGCAUCCUGCCGCCCUGCACCAACGCGUCCACCGGCUCGGCGCUGCUCAACUCCAGCCUGCCCAACCCGGCGGACGGCGUGGAGGCGGAGGGCAGCCACAGCAACUCGCCCACCAGCAUGCCCGCCGCCCGCCUGGAGGAGGCGGUGUGGCGGCCCUACUGAGCGCCCCAUCUGCCCGCCGGAGCUGUGCACCUGCCACCCCCCGACCCGGAGCUGAGCUGUGCACCUGAUGCCCCCCGACCCGGAGCUGAGCUGUGCACCUGCUGCCCCCCGACCCAGAGCUGAGCUGUGC
Erinaceus europaeus (western European hedgehog) is the source of this 2924-nucleotide messenger RNA. It is a transcript of the gene RUNX1, whose product is annotated as RUNX family transcription factor 1. NCBI's taxonomy places the organism in Eukaryota, Metazoa, Chordata, Mammalia, Eulipotyphla, Erinaceidae. Gene Ontology annotation, cellular component: nucleus. The record is from RefSeq and is a predicted model, not a curated record. Gene Ontology annotation, molecular function: RNA polymerase II cis-regulatory region sequence-specific DNA binding; DNA-binding transcription factor activity, RNA polymerase II-specific; ATP binding. Gene Ontology annotation, biological process: neuron differentiation; regulation of cell differentiation; regulation of transcription by RNA polymerase II. Bases 1625 to 2794 code for a protein of 389 amino acids. The transcript is spliced from 5 exons.